This is a messenger RNA of Arabidopsis arenosa, 1551 nucleotides long. The record is from the annotation of a GenBank genome assembly. NCBI's taxonomy places the organism in Eukaryota, Viridiplantae, Streptophyta, Magnoliopsida, Brassicales, Brassicaceae.
AAUCACUCGUCUUUCUUGUAUUUGGAUUCGUAUCUUUUUUGAAUUUGCAAACUUAAAGUCAGCGACUUUUUUUGUUUUGCUUUGUCGAUUGCUUAAUCUUUGUGCAAAUUGCAUGCGUUGUAUUUCCUUCUCGAGUUUCAGUUUGUCUCUUGAAGACGCACUUCAUCUUCUCCAACGUUUCUUAUACUCCUCAAACCAGAUUAAGCAGAUUCACACUGUCCUCUUUACCAGCAACGUAUUGGUCGCUUCGAGAUGGAAGACGAAAUCCGUCUACAACACUCUCAUUCGAUCCUAUCUCACUACAGGACAAUACAAGACUUCUCUUGCUCUCUUCACUCAUAUGCUUGCAAGCCAAGUCCAACCAAAUAACCUCACUUUCCCUUCUCUGAUUAAAGCAGCUUGCUCAUCUUUCUCUGUUUCUUAUGGCGUUGCCUUACAUGGCCAAGCUUUUAAACGUGAUGUUCUAUGGGACCCAUUUGUUCAGACUUCUUUUGUUCGGUUCUAUGGUGAAGUUGGUGAUUUGAAGAGUUCGAGGAAGAUGUUUGAUGCUAUUUUAGACCCUUGUGUUGUAGCUUGUAACAGUUUGCUCGACGCUUGUGGACGAAACGGAGAGAUGGAUUCUGCUUUCGAGUUAUUUCAGAGAAUGCCUGUAACUGAUGUGGUCUCUUGGACCACUGUUAUCAACGGGUUUAGUAAGAAUGGGUUUCACGCCAAAGCUUUAAUGGUUUUUGGUGAGAUGAUACAGAAUGAGCGUGCGGUAAUAACACCGAAUGAGGCUACUUUCGUUUGUGUACUUUCUUCAUGUGCUAAUUUUGAUCAAGGAGGUGUUCAUUUGGGGAAGCAGAUCCAUGGAUAUAUUAUGACGAAAGAGAUCAUCCUUACUACUACUUUGGGUACUGCUUUGCUUGAUAUGUAUGGAAAAGCCGGUGAUUUGGAGAUGGCAUUGACCAUUUUCGAUCAAAUUCGUGAUAAGAAAGUUUGCGCUUGGAAUGCGAUAUUAUCAGCUCUUGCCUCCAAUGGUAGACCUAAGCAAGCGCUGGAGAUGUUUGAGAUGAUGAAAUCAUGCAAUGUGCAUCCGAAUGGGAUCACUUUACUUGCAAUACUCACGGCUUGUGCUCGAUCUGAACUUGUGGACUUAGGUAUCCAGUUGUUCUCUUCCAUAUUUAGUGAGUACAAGAUCAUUCCAACAUCAGAGCAUUACGGUUGCAUUGUUGAUCUCAUAGGCAGAGCUGGACUAAUUGUUGAAGCGGCCAAUUUCAUUAAAAAUUUGCCAUUCGAGCCUGAUGGUUCUGUUCUCGGAGCUCUUUUGGGCGCUUGCAAGAUUCAUGAGAAUGCUGAAUUAGGAAACAAAGUAGGUAAACAGCUUAUUGUACUGCAACCUCGACACUGUGGCCAGUAUGUCGCAUUGUCGAUGUUAAAUGCUUUGGAUAGCAAUUGGUCAGAAGCAGAACAAAUGAGGAAAGCCAUGAUAGAAGCUGGAAUUCGGAAAAUCCCUGCUUAUAGUGUGCUAUCUUAAGGCUUGAGAAGUAAGAAUAGAUUGUUUCAGGCAAG